AUGAUGUCAAGUAUUUUAAGAAAGCAGAGUCAAAGACCUAAAAAAUUUCACUGUGAUUUUCAAGGGUGUACCAAAUCAUAUACAAGACCUUGUUUAUUAGAACAACAUAUAAGAACACAUUCAAAUGAACGACCUUUCAAAUGUCCUGAAUGCCCAAAGAGUUUCUUCAGAGAUUCACAUUUAAAAGUUCAUACAUGGACUCAUUCAGAUGAAAAACCUUUGAAAUGUUCAACUUGCUCAAAAGGGUUCGUCACAAGUCAACAAUUGUCCCGUCAUAUGAAGAAACACCUUAAACAGGAAGGUCAAUCAACUGAUAAAGCAAUAGAUCAAUCAACAGAUGACUCUUCUGAUCAAAAUAGCUCAUCCGCUAUAACCUCACCGUUGAAUAACAAUAAUAACACCAAUGAUAAGAAUAAAACACCCAUAACGUAUCAAUGUCCUUAUGAAUGUGAAGAAUCAUUCCAUCAAGAAAAAUUAUUAAGUGAACAUAUGCUUUCAGAACAUGUUAUGAAUGAUAUUAUUGAUGAAAAGUCACACAAAUUACAUAAUGAAGUUCCAACUACACAAAUUGCCCCAAGUCCAUUAGAUAUCCCAGAUAUUAAAGAUGUACUUACACCAGAAAUGUAUGAACAAUUAACUAAAGAUGCUUCAAAUGUUAAAAAAAUUGAGGAUUUUAAUCAAUGGGAUAAUCAUUCAUGUAAAGAACCUAUUUGUGAUGGAUAUCCAUCUUUUGAAUCAUAUCAAGAUUUAAUUUUCCAUUAUGAUCAUUUCCAUAGAUUUAUUCCAGAAUCAUUAUAUGAAAUUUUAGAAUUUGAUGAAGAAUCUACAACUUCAUCAAACUCAAAUUCAAAUUCAUCAUCAGAUCCAAAUUCAAAUCCAAGUUCUAAUGAUUUUCAAUUAUCACCUCAUCAAUUAAAUAUACCCGAUUCUUUACAAUUCCCACAAAUUAUAGAAAAAUCGGAUCUAAAUGGGACAAAUUCACAAAAUUUCCAACAUAAUCUCCAACAAUUUGAUAAUAAAAUUGAUUUAAAUAGCCUUUGA
Hansenula ciferrii is the source of this 1041-nucleotide messenger RNA. RefSeq names its product C2H2-type zinc finger protein. The record is from RefSeq and is a predicted model, not a curated record. Bases 1 to 1041 code for a protein of 346 amino acids. The transcript has a single exon. Gene Ontology annotation, molecular function: RNA polymerase II cis-regulatory region sequence-specific DNA binding; DNA-binding transcription factor activity, RNA polymerase II-specific. Gene Ontology annotation, biological process: regulation of DNA-templated transcription. NCBI's taxonomy places the organism in Eukaryota, Fungi, Ascomycota, Saccharomycetes, Phaffomycetales, Wickerhamomycetaceae.